Molecule: messenger RNA, 1024 nt
Organism: Medicago truncatula (barrel medic)
Lineage: Eukaryota; Viridiplantae; Streptophyta; Magnoliopsida; Fabales; Fabaceae
Exons: 4
Coding region: 99-863 (254 amino acids)
Cellular component (GO): chloroplast thylakoid membrane
Source: RefSeq, a predicted model, not a curated record
CAAUGAAAAAGACACAUAAACCUUCUCAUUGAUUAAUUUCAAGUUUAGGAACAAGAAUCUUAAUAUCACUACAAUAUUUCCUUCACCUACUCAUCCAAAUGUUGCACUCUCACUUACACCACAAUCACCAAUUUCUCUUCACAAACCUCCCAAUUUCCUUAACAACCCACCACUUUUCUUCACCAUCUCCUCUUCAUAAAUUUCAUCAUAAUUCUCACACUAUUUAUGCCAUUAAUCCUUCUCAAGAAGUAUUUUUACCGUUGCUAAAUAAAUUAAUCACUGCAAAAGUGGAAUUAAGCCCUAUUUUUGAUGCUAUAGAUGAGUCUUCUUCAAACCAAGUAACUAUCAGUGUUGUUCUCUCAGUAGCUAUUGCUGUUUUCUUAUUUCCCACUAUCCAGCGCCGGAUCAAAAGAGCAAAACAAUUGAAAUAUAGGUCUUCUGGGGUGAAGAAGUCAUCAUUGAAUAGCACAAAAGGACUUAUGGGAUCAACUAGAAAGAAAUCUAAGAAUCCACCUUCACCAGAUAAAGCAUUGUUAGGAGCAGUUAUGGCUGGUGUUAUUGCUGUUAUUCUCUAUAGGUUUACAACAACUAUUGAAGCAUCUCUAUAUCGCCAAACAAUUUCAGACAAUUUCUCGGUUCGCCAGAUAACAAUCACCAUAAGAACGGUAAUAAAUGGCUUAUGCUACCUUGCUACAUUUGUAUAUGGCAUAAACUCUUUUGGUUUAUUGCUUUAUUCUGGCCAACUUGCACUCAACACCUAUGAGAAAGGGUCAUCAAGUGGAAAGAAAAUUGAAAGCAAAAUCAUGGAGAAUCACAUAAAUAGCAACAAAAAUGAAGAUCAAAGUUCAAAUAAUUCACAAUGAUGAAAGUCCAAUAGUUGCUACUACUACAUGUUGGUUUUUUAAUAGGUGCUUAGGGUGUCCUUAUACAUGUGCAUAAUGUUUGUAAGUAAAUACAAUUUAACAUUUACACUAGUACAUAUUGUCCAUAAUUUAAUAUUAAAACAAUUUUACUUGCAGGAGUA